AUGUCCAAUGCGGCCCUCAGACCCCCCGUCCCCCCCAAGUUCGCCCUCCCUCCCCAGCUCCUCGCCCAUGCAGCCGAUGCCUACCGCCAGCCCGCCCCGCCCCCCUCCCUGCCCCCAGCCCAGAACCUCAUGCGCCACCAGGACCCCUCCCACGAUCCACAAGACAAGCACCGACUCCAGCCGAACGGCGCGGGCGUCGGCGUCGUGCGCUGCCCCGAACAGCGGCCGUGGCAGGAGCGGCAGCGCCAUGCUGGCGAAAAGCUCGCGAGGUUUCAAGAGUGGGAGGUGGAUCAUUUCGUUGGUGAUCUGUCGAUGGUGCUGAGGAAAGAGUAUGACUGCUGGGUAGAACAGUGCUGGCAAGAAGCCUUCCACCACGUCUUCACCCAUACCCUGCCAGAGCUCAUCAUCAACCUCAUCAUGUCGGGCGCAACCCCAACCUUUCUCCGCCGCAACGUCGUCUUUGGCGGACAAUCCCUCGACCAUCUCUUCCAAUCCCAAAUGCUCCACAUCCUAUUUGAAGAGCUCGAACACCGUCUCUGCGGCGACCGUCCCCACGCCGACCCAGGCCCUUCAAAGCCCUCUGCCCCAGCGUCCAAAUUCUCCCCCUUCCCCUUUUCCGCCCCCCCUCCCCCCGCGCCGCCCAUCUUUCGCGAUGGCGUCUGUUUCCACAAUCUCGCAUGCGACCACGGGAUCCCCGAGGAAGAAGACAACCACGGCGCAUGUCUCUGCCAGCUCACCACGUGCAUGGCGUGUUUUGGGCACUAUGCCGUCUAUCGCCGAGGACCGAUCAGCCUGUUACCGCAUGAGCUGUUGAACACGCCUGCAGCGAAGGGGUGGUUGGGAGGGGUCGAAACGGAGGCGCAUGCCCGCGCGCGCCAGGCGUCCUUACGCCGUCAAACGCAGACGACGCAGGCGCUUCCACCAGGUAAAGGGUUUGUGCAGAUGCCUAAACCACAGCCACCGACAGCGACAAGGACGCAGAAUCCGGAUCAGAACAAGGUGCUACCGAAGCCGCCGCAGAUCUUUCCCCAUCCACAGAUGACGGAUGUGUUGGCAGUGGAAGAGCAUCUGAGAUGGAGGUUGAAGGAGUUGGGAGCGGGGGAUAAAGCGGUGGAGAAUCGAUAUGGGCCUUCGGGAAACAAUCCCAUUGCGUUGGAGGGUAUUGGAUUGCCGAAUGUUCAAGAGGAAGUUGAAGAAGAGCCCAAACCCAACACGGCGCCGUCAAAGAAUAUAAAGAUGGCCAAAGUCAAAGGAAAGGGCAAGCUUCGACGCGUCCCAGUGUCGACAAACAAUAUCAAAAAGGAUAAAGACGGCAAGGAGGUGAAAAAGGCGAUCGUCUAUCUGCCGAAAGAGUGGACGGAUGUAGUGGCGUCGGAGAGAAAUACGGCCACUGUUCUUACAUUCCGGCAUUUCGUCAAGCUUCUACAUCAAAUAGCAAUGGCCGCCUCGCCCUUUUCCCAUCCCGACUACCCGACCGACAUUGAAGAGCUCGAGCGUAUGCACCCUGUCGCGCUCUAUCGCCGUCUGGCUGAGCCGGCGGUGGAAAGGCGAUGGGGCGCAGAGGAAGCAAAGGGGUGGAGAGUUUGUAUGGACAAGUGGGGAGAAGAGUUUGGGGGCAAGGAGAGGAAGAAGGGAAACGACGCGUCGUCCGGCAAAGACCACUCCUCCGCCAUCAAACACUACACCCGCGCCAUCUCCCUCGACCCCAAAAAGACAGUCUACUACUCCAACCGGGCCAUCGCCUACAACAACCUCGGUCUUCACGGACACGCCGAGCUUGACUGUACCUUUUUGCUGAGUAAAGACCCAAAGAACGCCAAGGCGCUAUACCAGAGGGCUUUGGGCAGGAAGGGCAUGGGAAGGUGGAGAGAGGCGGAAGGGGAUUUAGAAGAGCUGAUGAGGUGGGGAGAGAGCGAGAGUGCGAGGGCGCUUUUGGCCCAAGUGAGGGAAAAGAGUGAUGGGGAGGUGGUUUAG
Molecule: messenger RNA, 1974 nt
Organism: Cryptococcus wingfieldii CBS 7118
Lineage: Eukaryota; Fungi; Basidiomycota; Tremellomycetes; Tremellales; Cryptococcaceae
Product: serine/threonine protein phosphatase 5 phosphatase
Exons: 4
Coding region: 1-1974 (657 amino acids)
Cellular component (GO): mitochondrion; cytosol
Molecular function (GO): heat shock protein binding
Source: RefSeq, a predicted model, not a curated record